Messenger RNA from Daucus carota subsp. sativus, 4045 nucleotides. Its product is annotated as probable serine/threonine protein kinase IRE4. The record is from RefSeq and is a predicted model, not a curated record. The transcript has 18 exons. Gene Ontology annotation, biological process: intracellular signal transduction; peptidyl-serine phosphorylation. Bases 299 to 3472 code for a protein of 1057 amino acids. Gene Ontology annotation, molecular function: protein serine/threonine kinase activity; ATP binding. Lineage: Eukaryota; Viridiplantae; Streptophyta; Magnoliopsida; Apiales; Apiaceae.
CAUGAUUGUUGUGUGGAGAUGGGCGAAGUUGCUGGUGACGUCAGACGUGUGAUAAAUAUAUGCAAACCUGGUGCCACAGGAGGCCACGGCUUGCUCUCAAGUCUGAUAUGUAUGUACUGGUGUAUGUAUGUUUAGUUAAUUGCUGCCUUCCGCCACACUAUCAGCAGCUCAUAUAUAACAACGCAUCUAACUGUCUACUACCAUCACAAAUUCAUCUUACAUAAUUAUAUAUCUACAUAAUUGGUUUUAUUAUUUAGGGGAGUUGAGUUUGUAUGUAUGUUUUGAAUUUUUAUUUUAGAUGGCGGAGACGAGUCCACACGGCGGUGAAUCGUCGCCUAAAACCGCUAUUCCUAACGGCCUCAAUCGGAUUAAGACUCGUCCACUCUCUAAACUCACCACUUUCAAAGGAAUGCGUAAAGAGAAGAAGAUACCUUUGUGGUUAAAAUCAAAUGUUGUCAAGGAUUUGGACCCAGCUGUUCUGGAUGCGGAUCCAAAUAACGAGGCACUUGACAAGAAGGGCCUCACAAGAGAAAUGUACAAGGUGCGCAAGCAUCAUACUGGAAAACAUAAAUUGGGAGAGAGAAAACACAUUAGUAAAUUGCCAAAAGGAUCAAAGAGUUUUUCACACGGACUAGGACCAAAAAGUGGCAUUCGUCUCAUUCAUCCCCGGCCUCAUAGUUUUGUUGAUUUGAAGGAGUUUUUAGGAUCACUGCGCUCGAGAUUUUCAGCUGCAAAGGAAGUGGUGAACUCUGAGCUAACUUGUUUCAUUCACGAGGUUAUGGAAGUGUUACAGAAGAAUAAUUCUAUGUCCCCAUUGGAACUACAAAUGAUUGAGGGUCUUCUCAUUCUUGCUAAACAGUGCUUAGGGAUGAACUCCUUGGAGUUCCGGUCCAAUUGUGAAAUAAUUGUCCAGGAUUUGACUCUGAAGAGGCAGCAAAAUCAGACGGGAGAUAUGAAGUGGCUCUUUACACGCAUGCUCUUCAUACUGACACGCUGUACUAGGUUAUUGCAUUUCGAGAAAGAUAGUGAACCUAUAGAUGAGAAAUCGUUCCUGAAAAUUAAAGAAUGUUUGAAAAGGGUCCCUUCUUGUGAGAUGAACUGGUUUAUGAAUACGGAGAGUGCAGAUUCUGAUUUAGAUAAUGCACCGAACCUAAGAUCUGGUGCUAAAGACAGUUUGGAGGAGAAAAAUCAGUCUGAUAUUCUCCAGUGUGAGAGUUGUUGGGGGGCGGAUGUGCCGCUUAAUGAAAGUGUUGAAAAUGUUUUAAAGGAUGUGAUGGUUGCUGAAAAGAUACCAUCUGAAGCAUCCCAUACUGAAGACCUUUCGGAUAGGAUUCAGCAGUUUCAUGAGGUUGACGAGGAUAAUCUGGGUGGCUCAGUUAAAAAUUCUGAUUCUGGUUUACUCACCGAGCCAAAUCCAAGUGUAGAUGAAUUAGAUUUAGUGAUUUGUAGGAUAUGUGAGGAAUUAGUUCCUAGCGCUCAAUUAGAGCCUCACUCUUAUAUAUGUGCUUAUGCUGACAAAUGCGACAUAACCUGUUCAAAUUUAGAUGAACGACUUCAAAGACAUGCUGAAGUCCUAGAACAGAUAUUAGAUUCACUUAAUCUAACUGUCAGUGCAACAUAUGAUAUCCCUGAAGGUUCAAUAUCACGGACUAACAAUUCAAUAGUUCCUGAAGGGUACUCUCCUAAAAUAAGUGAUUGGCAAGGUAAAGGUGCAGAAGGAAUGUUUGAUGAUAUCCACGAGAUGGACACUGCAUAUAUAGAAGAUACCCACCUGACAACUUUUUCUGGUAUCAGGGGCCAGUCAGGAUUUAAGAUAAGCCAUGGUCCACCCUCCUCUGCUGAAAGUAUGACAUCAGCAUCCUCUGCAAAUACCCCUAGAUCAGGAAGUUUUGACUUUUCAUGGAUUGAGCAUCAGAAUCCUUCUGAGCUGGAGGAUGUGCAGCAGAUGACCGACCUUGUUGAUAUUGCUCGCUGUGUGGCAGACGCAGAUCCUUCAGAAGAAAGAUUCCAUGAGUGUUUACUUGCUUGCCUUGAAGACUUGCAGGAUAUAUUACAACAUAGUAAACAUAAAGCUCUUCUAAUAGAGACAUUUGGGUGCCGAAUAGAGAAUUUGCUUAGAGAAAAGUACAUGCUUGCUUGUGAAUUAGUGGAUUCAAGAAGUGUGAAAAGUGACAGCGGAAUGUCUCCGGAUAAUACAUCUCAGAGCAGUCGGAUGUCAACUCCUAAACAUAAAGACCGAACAAGCAUUGAUGACUUUGAGAUUAUUAAACCAAUUAGCAAAGGUGCUUAUGGAAAAGUGUUUUUAGCUCGAAAGAGAACAACAGGGGAUCUUUUUGCUAUUAAGGUGCUCAAAAAAUUGGAUAUGUUGCGAAAGAAUGAUAUUGAGCGGAUAGUGGCAGAACGUAAUAUAUUGAUACGAGUUCGAAACCCUUUUGUGGUCCGGUUUUUCUACUCUUUUACCAGUAAAGAAAACCUUUAUUUGGUAAUGGAAUACCUCAAUGGAGGUGAUUUAUACUCUUUGGUCCGGAAUGUUGGUUGCCUCGAGGAAGAUGUAGCUCGUGUCUAUAUUGCCGAACUGGUUCUUGCUUUAGAAUAUCUUCAUUCUCUGGAAAUCGUGCAUCGGGAUGUGAAGCCGGAUAACAUCCUAAUCGCACAUGAUGGUCAUAUUAAACUUACAGAUUUUGGUUUAUCAAAAAUUGGCCUUAUGAAUAGAACAAAUGAUUUAUCUGGAUACGAGACAAAUGAAUAUGCACCUUUAAAAGCCAACAAUGAGAACAGUAAAAAAGGAGCAGAGGAUAGAAGUCAGCAAUCAGCUGUUGGCACACCAGACUACCUGGCUCCUGAAUUUUUGCUGGGCAGCAAGCAUGGUUAUGCUGCAGACUGGUGGUCAGUUGGAAUUAUUCUAUAUGAGUUGAUUACUGGAAUUCCCCCUUUCACUGGUGAACAUGUUGAGAUAAUCUUUGAUAACAUUCUUAAUAGGAAAAUUCCGUGGCCUCCUGUUCCUAAAGAUAUGUCCUCUGAGGCUCAAGACUUAAUUGACAGGUUGCUGCUUCUUGAUCCCAAUCAGCGUCUUGGAGCACAAGGAUCAUCAGAGGUAAAAGCACACCCUUUUUUCAGAGGAAUAAACUGGGAAAGCCUUGCUUUGCAGAAGGCUGCCUUUGUGCCACACCUGGACAGUGUAGAUGACACAAGCUAUUUUGUGUCGAGGUUUACUGACAGUUUCACGGCCAGGGAUAAUGAUCAGAACACUAGUGAUUCAGACUCUGACACUACAGACAGUUUUUUAAAUUCUGAAGGAUGUGAGAAGCUGGAUGACUGUGGUGAUCUUGCCGAGUUUGAAUCCUCUCCUCUUGAUCUUUCUUUAAUGAAUUUUUCUUUCAAGAACUUGUCUCAGUUGGCAUCCAUUAAUCGUGAAGUGGUUCUACAAAGUGGGAAGGACUCACCAAGAAGCUCAUCACCAUACAAGUGUUAACAUCAUAGAUUGGUGCUGGACCUGGAACCAUGUUUUUACUAGAAUGAGGACACUUGAUAAAGGCAGGCUUAGAAUCAAAAUGACUUGAAGGCUCAUUUUAUUGAAAACUACUUGCGUAUAUUGAUAGUGUGUCAUUUACUGAUACUAACAACAUAUCAAACAGUCUAUUGUAAAUUGAAGUCUUGGUAAAACUCUAUUAUUAGAAAGGGGAUAGGGGUGUAAGUUUAUCUGAAUGAUUUUGUUCUGGGAUGGGAAGAUAUCGGCUUAUUUGAAGCAAGUGGUGGACAAAAAUAUAUUACUUGCACAUAUGACAAUAGAAGAAUAGAGUGCAGAGACCUCAACGAUGACUGUACUGCGGAAAAGUUUGCCGUUUUUGACAAGUGCUGUAUUUAGCAAGAAAUAGGUGUACCAAACCGGUGAACCUGGUCGCUGGAAGUCUAAAAUAGGACCAAGUUUGUUUAGUGAAGAAAGCUGGUUAAGGAUGCAGAGACGAUGAAUUUAUGCUGUGUUGUAUAAUCCAUUAGUAUGUACUGGAAUUGUUUAUACAUAAUAAACGAGUUGAGUUGAACAUUA